UUUUUCCUGCUACUCAUGAUUCAAGUUAUUGUCUCGAACACUACAUUGCUGCGGCAAUUACUUGUGACCAAAGUUACAUUUAUCAAUGCUUCAUCACUCAGCGAUCUCACAUGGAAACAGAUUGUAACAGUGGAUGAUGGAUAGUGUUUUCUUUUAUUGCUGGUAACCGAUUCAGGGUGUUCCCCACCUACUACCCAGAUUUAUUUGGAAUACGCUCCAGCACCCCCGCGACGCUCCUUGCUGUUAAGCGGCUCGAAAGACGUAUGAAUGAAUGUUACAGUUGUGAAAGUGCCUGAAGGUAUGAUAAAACUCCAGAGGUUUUAGUUUUUCAAAGGGACAUUAAUUGAUUUUAUUUGUUGGCUUCAAAUCAACAAACUUUUUUGAAGUAUCGUUUUGAUUUUGUUUUUCAAGGAAUCACGUUUGAUAAGUGCUCAGAAGGAAUAGUUAUGACUUGCCGUGUGGAAGUAAAAUUGCUGGAUUUGUGCAAGCUUUUAAGAAGAGGAAAAUUUAAUCUGCACUUUUUAAUGGAUUACACUGAACUAUAUUCAUAUGUGUAAUUGAAAUUAAAAUUUGGAAAAACUAAAUCAGGAUGUCUUUGGGAUGACUUAUGUGUGAAAUUAUGAACAGAUUAUUUUACCAUUUUACAUGUUAUUUUGGUGUUUUGGAGUGACACUGAUGGUUUGGUAAACUUGUUAGCAUGUUCUUUAUGCUAUAGUUAUCUGAAUAACUCUUAAUCAUGGAAAAUGAAUGAAUGAAUGAAUGAACUAUGUUACGUUAACAUACCCGCCAUGUUUGCAUUUCGUUGUUCAUGCAUCAUGUAACAUUAUCAUACUGUACACUUAUUCAACAUGUUGUUCUCUAUCAUAUUUUUAUCUUAAAUUGCCUUUCAAGAUGACAUAUCUGUUCUAUGUGUUGUAUUUUAUCAAGUAAAUUUCCCUCCAAAAUGCGACUUAAACUCCAGUGCGACUUAUAUAUGUUUUUUUCCUCGUCAUUGGGCAUUUUAUGGCUCGUGCGACUUAUACUCAAGUGCGACUUGUAGUCCGAAAAAUACGGUAACAAGAUUUGCACCUUCAUAGAGAACCAUUUUAUACAUUUAUACAUUUUCCGUUGAAUAAUGGCCAGGGUGUUGAUUUACUUGACUGCAUUAAGCAUGAGGCAUUUAACUAAGUAUAAUGCAAUAUUUCUCAAUAAAUGCAUUGUGUAAUGUUGUGUAUUAUAUUAUUUCUAAAUCUAAUAUCUGAUAAAUGCAGAUCCUCAUGAUAUCGGUUUCCUCAACAUAUUUUUUUUUUAAUUGUGCUAACAAAUUGUUUUACAUAGGUCCGCGUAUUAACGUUUUCACAUGCUGUAUUUUAGGGAGUCCCUGAUAGAUAGCUGUUCAUCUUUAUCAUGAGGCGCUUGUAAAUCCAUCAUUAUAAUUGGAAAAAUGAAGCUGGCCUACAUGGGUGUCACCUCAAAGCAGGAAGUGACCUCUUGUGAGAUGUAGAGGGAGCGCAGAAUGUAAAGUAACCUGAAUGCCGGUGAUGUCAACCCCUCCAUUCAUGAAGCACAUGAAUAAUUGAGCUUGCAGCAGGCUCGCUGUAGCAGCAGCCACAGGAAGAGGUGGAAUGCAACAAGCGAAAGAGAGAGAGACUGUCAUUCUCCUUCCAUAUAUGACGAACAGCAGAAAUCGCGAGAGAAGAGUCUCGCUCGGGUAUUCACGAAUGCUGCAAUCAAGCAGAUGAUCCGAGGGGAGGAAGAGCGAAGAAGAGAAAAAAUGAGGAUGAAACACAGCAGCUUGCCUGAUGGAGCCUAUCAGCCUUAAUUAGACAAAGAAGAGGAGAGGAAAGGAUAAAACGGGACAACACGACCUCCAGUGCAGCUUUCCUUUUUAUCUCACGCUGCCGCUGUGUCUUCUUCCUGUUCGAUUUUUCAUCCAUUUGUGCUGGCAUGAUUUGGCACCCAUCCUCCCACCUCUCCAGCAUCCCUCUUUUUAUCCUCUCCCCUCCUCCUUCUCUUCUCGUGCCUCAUUGCCACUGCAUGAAUGAAGCCGCUUGAAAAGGGAUAAUCAAGCGGCUUUCUACAUGGCUACGACCAGCACUGCCAGUAACUCAAACAAGAGCACUCCUGCUUGCUCACCAGUCCUGCGCAAACGCUCACGCUCACCCACACCACAGAGCCAGGAGGGUGACAACAUGGUGGAGAAGGGCUCGGACCACUCCUCAGACAAGUCCCCCUCCACGCCCGAGCAGGUUGUCCAGAGGACCUACUCACUGCAGUCGGCACGCAGCGGGGGAAAGAACUCAAAAUCUCACAAGCGACUUUCCAAAUAUGACAGACUAAACCUGAUUAAAAAGAGCCAAAGCUGGUACAACCAUGAAAGACAACACAUCAUGAGAGUGCUGAGCCCCACAUACAAGCAGCGCAAUGAGGACUUCAGGAAACUCUUUAAGCAGCUACCUGACACAGAGAGACUCAUUGUGGACUAUUCCUGUGCUCUGCAACGGGACAUCCUCCUACAGGGACGACUCUACCUCUCCGAGAACUGGAUCUGUUUCUAUAGCAACAUCUUUCGCUGGGAAACACUGCUGACUGUAAGGCUAAAGGACAUCUGCUCAAUGACGAAAGAAAAGACUGCCCGCCUCAUUCCCAAUGCCAUUCAGGUCUGCACUGACAAUGAGAAGCACUUUUUCACCUCUUUUGGAGCCAGAGACAGGACAUACAUGAUGAUGUUCAGACUAUGGCAGAACGCGCUGCUUGACAAGCCGCUUUGCCCCAAAGAACUGUGGCACUUUGUCCACCAGUGCUACGGCAAUGAACUCGGCCUGACUAGUGAUGACGAAGACUACGUUCCCCCUGAUGAUGAUUUUAACACCAUGGGGUUUAGUGAAGAGAUUCCAAAUGAGGAAAAUGAGAUGAACAAUGACAACUUGUCUAAAAGCAGUACUGAGGCCAAGCCUGAUGGGAGUCCACCUCUUCUUCAAAAGAAGGUCAUCCCAAACAGCACCAUCGAUCGCACGGGCAACAAUGAUACACCGAUCACAUUUGAACUCUCCACAGACGAUUUCACAGACUGCCAACCUGAUAGCGAGCUGCUAGCUUUGCCUCUGCUGGUGGAAGAGAAGAGCAAUGACCCCAGCAGGACUGGUGGUCCUGUCCCCUCGCCCUCACUCGACUUCAAUGACAACGAGGACCUCCCCACAGAACUCAGCGACUCUUCAGAGACACACGAUGAGGGUGAGGUUCAGGCCUUCCACGAGGAUCUCAAUGGGAGGCAGCACAUUAACGAGAUCUACAAGUUCAGCGUUGACAAGCUUUAUGACAUCCUCUUCACAGAGUCACAGUUCAUGAGCGACUUCAUGGAGCAACGGCGAUUUUCAGAUGUGGUUUACCACCCUUGGAAGAAAGAGGUGGCCGGGAACCAGACAAGGGAGAUCCUGUACACCAUCUCUCUGUCUAAUCCUCUUGCUCCCAAAACAGCCACAGUCACUGAGACACAGACUCUGUACAAAGCCAGUCAAGAGAGUGAGUGCUAUAUCAUUGACGCUGAGGUCAUCACACAUGACGUUCCCUACCACGACUACUUCUACACCCUCAACCGCUACACGCUCACCCGAGUGGCUAAGAACAAAUGUCGCUUACGAGUAUCAACAGAGCUGCGCUUCAGAAAGCAACCAUGGGGGCUGGUGAAAGGUUUCAUCGAAAAAAACUUCUGGAGCGGGCUGGAGGAGAACUUUCGCCAACUCGAGGUGGAGCUGUCCAAGCUAGAGGAGAUCCUGACUGAAGCCCACCAGCUCUCCCCGAAGGCUAAAUUAGUGAAAAACGCCACAGUGAGGCGAAAGAAGAGGCCUACCCCCCACAUGCGCAGCCAACAUCUGGAUGAAGCUCUCAGUCCUGUCACCACACCAACAGACGAGGAAGUGAUUCAGUGCAUCAAACAGGUGGCGGGCUCCACGCAGACCAGACAUCAGAGUCCGGAGCAUCGUCGCCUGCCUGGAGGCUUGGCAAUCUACAGUGUCUCCAAGCUGUUGCUCAUCAUCAGCUUUGUUCUUGUCCUGCUGGUGUUCCUCAAUAUGAUGCUAUUCUACAAGCUAUGGAUGCUGGAGUACUCUGCACAGUCUUUAACUACCUGGCAAGGUCUGCGGCUGCAUGAAAGUAAACUUCCUCAGACACAAAUGGAGUGGGCCCAGCUCCUGGAGGCACAACAGCGUUUCCAUGAUACCGAGCUGCAGAAGUGGCGUGAGAUUAUUAAAUCAUCCGUGGUCCUACUCGACCAGAUGAAAGACUCUUUAUUAAACCUCCAGCGCGGCAUCAGUUUGAGGGACUGCAGUUCAGAACCUGAUGACAAGAGGACUCAGUACCACUGACCUGCCACUACAAACAAGGCCAUGAGGGCAUGCUGUGCAAUAUUGGACUGCUUUUAUUUUUUUAUGAGCUGUAUGCAGGGAACAGGGAGAGAAAGCAUGAAGAGAUGGAGAUGGGCGUGGACGCUGACAGCAAUUGAGAAGAUGUGUCCAGCUCCACUGACUCCAUCCUACUGUAAGCCAUGUGUGUCAUACUUGGGAUCAGGCAGGGAGAACGAGUUCAUACUACUGCAUGUAUUCAGACAUCCUACAAGUCCAGUCAGUGUUCAUGUGGUUCCAGUUCCAAUCUGUGUGUAUCAAAAACAACUGGAAAAGGACAGACAGGGUUAAUUUGGAAAGUUGCAAGGCUUUCUACAGUUCCUCAACGCCCCCCUAGAGGUCCUCGCUGCAGUGUCUCUUUUAACGUAGGACACCCAGAUGCAGUUUGACCAUCAUGGGGUAACCUUGCAAAUCUGGUCUGAGUGGUCUUUGGCAGGGCUGGUUCCCUGUCAGACAGCCAAAAAUGAAGACGACACAAUCCUUUUUGUUUCUGCACUGUUAAUGAACCUUUCCCAGCCAAUGAUGGUCGAAUGUAAAAAUAGAAUGUAUGUUUUCACUUAGAAGGCUUUUGAUAAGGGACGCUGCAGCCAGACUUGUAGGGAGACAUCUUCUUACAUGUUUUAAUACUAAACUGUGACUAUAUCUCUUUAGAAGUGUUUCAAAUUAGAAAGAAUUCUAUGAAUUUAUUUGAAAUAUAUAAGAGUAUGUCAUUAUUUAAUAUAUAUUUCAAAAUAUAUGAGCAUUACCUAUAUUUAUUGUUAAUUAUGUACAUACGAAUUGAGAGCUCUAUGGCUGCUACAGAAUUUCUUUUUAAAAAAAAAAAAAAAAGUUUCUUCUUUGAAAAAAACGCAUGCCAGAUAUGUCUGUGACAUGUCCAGUGUGCAAGUACGCGUCUGCAUUUGUGCGAUUAUAUUCGCGCUCGUGUGUGUGUGUGUUGGCGUGUGUGUGCGGGUGUGUACGUGCAUGUGCGUAGAGUGUGACAUUUUUACCAUUCCACACACGUUUUUGUUUUUUUAAGUUUUUCCGUUCCUGCAGCCAGUCUGCCUUUAAAGAAAAACCGAAUGCAUUUGGAUGAAGCCUUGCAUUAGCCCCAACUAUACUAAAGUUUAAAAUAAAAAUGCAUGCAUUUUGAUCAAAUGUUUGGAAAACCGCGAUAAUCCAUUUGCUUCAACCAGUGGUGUGCUUCUGUGAAAAAAUACAUUGCUGAUUGAGCACCAGUCACUUAGUUAGGUCUAACACUUACAAUAUUUACUUUUUACCAAACUGGUGACAUUUGGUGACAUUUAGCAUUAAAUUUGAUGAAUACGUUUUGAAACAGUUGUUGCUAAGUAGGGUUCCUACUUAACACAAAUGAUUGUUCCCUAAAACCCAAUAAAUUUGAUGUGCGCUGGUGUUCAUGUUCACUAUGAUCUUUAUAAUAUGGGAGAAGAGUUUUCUCCCCACCCCAACAAAGACAAGGAGAGUUGGAAGUGAUCCACUUUGUCAGGCACUCAUUGUAGAUACAACUGACAAAACAGCAUUAUAGAGACUCUGACUUUAUUUAAUCCAGUGUGUAUACAGUACAAAGUGAAAAUGGCAAUGUUGAGACUUCAGUUGAAUUGAACAGGUCAUGAAUCAAGAUUAAUUUUUUUGUUCGCUUCCUUUUAUUGAUGUACACGUUAGCUUUGAAAGAAAAUCAUCGUUCUUGAUAUAUGUUGGAAUACUAGGGUCACUUGACACAAUAAGGCAAAGCUACAAAUUGUAGCAGAAGGCUAAACCACAAAACCAAAAUUAUAUGAAAGAAUGUUGCAAAAAAAUAUAUGCAAACAAACUCUAAGUGUAAUAAUACCAGAAAAAGACUUGAAGUACUUUGCGAAUAAACUUGUAUGGGGGAAAAACACGAAAUUUAUUUCAAUGUAAUUGUAGUAUAACAGGAAUACACUUGAAUGCUAUAGGGAAACAACUAUUUCUUAUAGUAAAGUUAUGAUGUUGAAAAAAAUUAAGUCGAAUAAUGAUGGAAUUGUCGGCGAAAAAAAUUAGAACAAAGUAUAAAAAGCAUGAACAUUAUAUGAAAUAUAUAUUUGCAGAAAUCCAAGCAUUACAUACAUGAAAAAGCCAAAAGCAUAUUUUUUAAAAAAUCAUAAUUAAGACUCAAAAUUAUAUUAGAUUUUUUUUUUUUUUUUUUUUUUUUUUUCGUUAAAGGAUAUGUUUUUUGCAAACCAAAUUACCACGUAAAUGUGGGUUGAUAAAGGAAACAAAUCCAAGUUAUUGAGGAAAAUUGCAAUGAUAAAGCCAAAAUUUUAUUUUAUUUGUGCAAGAAUUUUUGAUUACAGCUAAAUUAAAGCAUUUUUUCUUUAGGCCUGAAAUAUUAUGGAAGGCUUUAUUCUUACAUUUGUUUUAAUGGCCCCAAUACUCCUUUGUAGUAUUUAAUGACAUAUUUAAUGUAUUAUUCUUUUUUUUUUUUUCUCUUAAGCACUGCCACACUUGAGCAUAAUGCAAAAUGGCCACCAACGGCAACAUCACAUGUCACCAACGUCCCAAAGUGUCACACUCCCCAAGUCGAAGGACUCCAACUAUUUCAAGUAUUUGUUCGGGGUGCAUCAAAAGCAUGAGAAUGAAUUUAACCAAACGAAAGAAUUUUAUAGUCACGUUGUAUGUUUAAUGAAGUAUUAUUAUACUGUAUGUGUAGUCGACUGGCUUGGAGAGCAUGACUAGAAGAGAAAACCUUUAGCUGAUGAACUUCAGUCCUAACUGUAAGCACUUCCAAACCUACAAACUUCCUUAAGUUCAGUUCCAAUCAUUACUAUAAGGAAAAUAAGAGAAGCACUUUAUUCCAGUUUUGAUAACGUCACCAGUUAUGACAUCAUUUUCCAAACAUUUCUUUGCAUUUUGGUCUUGAUAAGAAUUACUUUCACUCCUCCCACCCCCAGAAUUCUAUUUAUGCAUUCUUCAAUGUAAGUGUUUUAUGUGCUUGUGAUGUAUAGGAAGGAAAAGGAAUCUUAACCGUGUAUGAGUAAAACGGAUGAACUCCUGCUGUGUGGGGGCUCACUUGAAAGUUCUUUUUGCUACAUGUUACACCGCUACAUGUUUUCAUAGAAAAUAUAUUAGAUUGAGAGAGAGAAACCACAAUGGCAAACUUUAUGACAUUGAAAGCUUGUAAAGAGAAUCUAUGCUUAAUUUCUACGAUGGUACAGAAUGUCGCAAAAAAAAAAAAUAUUUUUACCUUUCUGGAUGAGUUUUAGUUUUGGUUUUCAGAGACACUGAAUUGAUUAAGCUGCCAAGGUAGUUGAACUCUAAUUCUAUUGUACCACUCCUUUUUUCCUUUCAAUUUUUACAACAAAUCUCUUUUAGAUGACUCCAGCUAUACUAGUGAACAGUAUAGGUCACUGCGGCUGUGUUGUAUUAAAGAUUGUAUUGUCAGGGUAGCAGUGGAACACUUUAAUGGUAUUAAUUGCAUUAAUCAGCACAACUUUAAAAAAAUGUAAGGAAAGAAUUAUCGGGAACAUUUGUUUUAAGACCCAACCCAAAAUAGAGUAUAUAUAGAUUGCAUCGAAGACGGGCAAUGCUGCCAUUUAUGGAACUGUUUGCUGGUUUCAAUCAGAUUUUUUUUUUUAAAUGUCCUAUAUUAAAGCAACAGUGAAAAAGAAUUAUUUCCUACAUAAUGUUGUAUGUCUUUAAGGCACUCUGACAGUCGAAGUGUGCAUGAAGAAGCUUUUGAAUGUAUGAGUUUAAGGUUAACAUUGAAUCAGUGUCCUGGCUGGUCCACAAAUAUUCCAGAUCACUAAGACUAUUGGCGAUCGGUCAUCUCCAUGCCAAUAACUGCUACAAUAUUAUUUUAUCAUAAGCCAUUGUAAGAUUAAAAAAUUAACAGACAUUAGCGUCAUAGUGGUUUUCAGAACAUUCAAAGACGCAAAUGUUUGAAGGGCCCCUUUCCAAGAUUGUUAAAUAUUGUUGCUUUGAUAUGGGAAAUUACAACCUUCUAAAAAUGAUUACUGAUUGAGUCACAAUCAAAACAGUUUGACUUACUGUUUAGUUUUCUUUCUUUUUUUAGAAAAUGUUUUGAUCUUCUCCAAGGAGAAUUAAGCAACAUUUCUACUCAAGAUAAAUAUAUACUUUAAGUAUAUGUUGUGUUUGUGUGUAUAUCUGCACAAUGCGCACACACACAUAAUCUUGACAGAGGAAAUCCAACCUGCGCUGCGCGUGGGCUUUCUUUGAUUUGCAGAUUAUUUUUGUUCCUUUUGCCUCAUAGAGACUACAAGAGACAAAGUGGCUUUCUGGAUCUUGUGAAGUAGAGACUGAACAUAAGAAUAAAGAUAUUAUGAUGAUACAUUUGCUCUCUGUGUUGCCUUUUCUCUCUAUUGUAACAUAUGUGUAAUCUCGGGAGAGUUAAUACACUGCAUGAGUGGUGAGGAGGAAGUGGUGCAGCUAAAGUGAAAUAUUCAUCAAGUGCUGUACUUCCCGAUGGGAAGCACAAUGAAAAUACAGACUUUGAAAUAUUGAUAGCAAAAGCUUUUUUGGGGAGGGGUUGCUACUGUAGAGUGGCUCCCUAAAGGCCAUCUGUUAUAUCUCCACACUUUCAAUAAUCCUCUCAAUUUCUAGUCAAUGACCUCAUUAACGCUCAAAUUCUAAUCAUGGCUGGAAUUAAAUAUCUUCAGCUGUGCAUACAAGUAGAAUAUUUAUCAUAUUUGUGAUGUUAUUUUUUUUUCCGCUCUGAGACCCCCAAUUUGGCCAAAUUUCCAAAUUGC
Messenger RNA from Corythoichthys intestinalis (scribbled pipefish), 9103 nucleotides. It is a transcript of the gene gramd1bb, whose product is annotated as GRAM domain containing 1Bb. The record is from RefSeq and is a predicted model, not a curated record. Gene Ontology annotation, cellular component: endoplasmic reticulum membrane; endoplasmic reticulum-plasma membrane contact site; plasma membrane. Gene Ontology annotation, biological process: intracellular sterol transport. NCBI's taxonomy places the organism in Eukaryota, Metazoa, Chordata, Actinopteri, Syngnathiformes, Syngnathidae. Bases 2061 to 4343 code for a protein of 760 amino acids. The transcript is spliced from 21 exons. Gene Ontology annotation, molecular function: cholesterol binding; cholesterol transfer activity.